Molecule: messenger RNA, 1085 nt
Organism: Scophthalmus maximus (turbot)
Lineage: Eukaryota; Metazoa; Chordata; Actinopteri; Pleuronectiformes; Scophthalmidae
Gene: apoea
Product: apolipoprotein Ea
Exons: 5
Coding region: 115-903 (262 amino acids)
Biological process (GO): cholesterol catabolic process; positive regulation of nitric-oxide synthase activity; lipid transport
Cellular component (GO): intermediate-density lipoprotein particle; extracellular region
Molecular function (GO): lipid binding
Source: RefSeq, a predicted model, not a curated record
CCUGACGUUUAUUGGAUCACAUCAGUGCCACCUAACGUAUAAAUACUGAGAACUCGAUGAGCUCCCCCCACGUCCCAGUUCAGGAUCCCUCAGGUGUCCUCUUCUCUGGUCAUCAUGUGGGGCUUUGCAGUAAUCCUUGCGCUGGCAGUUUUGUCUGGCUGCCAUGCCAGAGGUGUGCCUCAGCGCGACAGCAGGAACCCCUGGGAGGUGACCCUCGACGAGUUCAAGGACUAUUUCACAGACCUGAGCUCGAAGGCCGAUGGCGUUGUGAAGGACAUCAAGAGCUCCCCGGUCAGCAGAGAGCUCGACACCCUGAUCCAGGACAGCAUGUCUGAGCUGGCCACGUACAGGGAGGACCUGCAGACCAAGCUGGCUCCCUACACCCAGGAGGCCGCCGAGCGCCUGGGCACGGACCUGCAGAAGAUGGCCGACAAACUCCGCAAGCACAUGGACGAGGCCCGGCAGCAGAUGGAGAAGUACACCCAGGAGCUGCAGACCAUGAUGGAGCAGAACGCCGAAGACGUCCGGGUCAGGGUCUCGGCCUACAACCGCAAGAUGACUAAACGCCUCAACAAGGACUCACAGGAGAUCAAGAGACACGUAGCUGAGUACUUUGAGGAGCUUCAGACUCGCACCUCGGACAACGUGGGGGAGAUGAAGACACGUUUUGAACCUUUCCUCGCUCAGGUGCAAGACAACGCACAAGCGAAGAUCAGCACCCUGAACGACCUGCUGAAGUCACAGACGGACACCAUGGUGGACAAGAUCCAGACCACAGUCGAGGACAUCAGGGAGCACUUUGAGAAAACGUCCGAAAACAUGCGAUCCGCCCUGGAGGAGAGGAUGGUGGAGGUGCGCAACUGGUUUCAGCCGUAUGUGUCCAUGAUCAGGGAUAACCUGUAAAACGCUGUUAUCACACAGUCCAGACCGACAGCAUGCAAAACCACCUGUGAAGAGUCUAAAUGGAUUAAUAAAUGAAUAUACUCAUCGAGGAAAGUAUUUUUUUUUUUAUCACUGAUGUCCACCACAGUUUAAAUGUGUCCUUCAAUAAAGAAAACAGCUGCUCACAUUUGAGUAAAAAGCCA